AUGAGCAUGAGCGUGCUUGGGGAGCCCCCUACGCCGCAAUCCGAGCGCCGAGCGGACUGGGAACCGAACGCUCCAUGCGUUCGUUAUGUCCCAUGCGUUCCAACAGCGACUCGGGUGCAGGCGGUGCAGGAUCGUCGUGGUGGCCGGCAAGCGGAGGAGACGCGCCGCUGCAACUUACGAGUUGGCGCUGUGCCCAACGCUGCCGGAUCUGCUUACAUCGAACAGGGCAACACGAAGAUCAUCGCUUCGGUAUACGGCCCCCGCCAAGCAGAACGGGACCGACAGCAGGCGAGAGCCGAAGGCCUCCUUGCUGUGGAGGUCCUCUUCGCGCCCUUCUGUACCAAGGAGUUCAACCGCGAGGAGAACGAGAAGAGAGAGAUCCUUUACAAGUCCCUGCUUCAGGGGUCUUUGGAGUCGGUGAUUCUGUUGGAGAGGUAUGCAAAGACAGCCUUCGACAUCACACUCCUCAUUUUGGAGGACGACGGUGCCGUCCUGACCUCGUGCCUUGCAGCGGCUGCGAUGGCCCUGGCAGAUGCACGAGUGGAAAUGAGGGAUCUAGUGGCAGGUGCCACGGUGCAUUUGCUUCCCGAUUCAGGCAGAGUCUUGCUCGAUUGCGACCGUGAAGAGGAGCGUUCCUUGCCAGAAGGGAGCUCUGUGCUCCACUUGGGGCUCUGUCCAAGACGAGGCCAUCUUUGCUUGCUGCACAGUGUCGGGCCACUGCCCCCUGGGCCUUUCGAGCAAAUGGUGCUCCUUGGAAAAGAGACGGCAGAAGCCUUCGGCGCGGAGAUGAGGCGCUGCCUGGAGGAGCAGGUCCAACGUCGUGUGGCCAAGCGGGCACGCAUGUCUACCGGCCAGGAGCUGCAGGAGAUAAGUGCGCUAGAGGAGUUUCCCGAAGAUUUCGCUGGCGUGCUGGACGAUGGAUAUGGGUAG
Molecule: messenger RNA, 930 nt
Organism: Symbiodinium sp. CCMP2592
Lineage: Eukaryota; Dinophyceae; Suessiales; Symbiodiniaceae
Source: the annotation of a GenBank genome assembly